Astyanax mexicanus (Mexican tetra) is the source of this 3015-nucleotide messenger RNA. RefSeq names its product E3 ubiquitin-protein ligase TRIM39-like. Gene Ontology annotation, molecular function: metal ion binding; protein binding. The transcript is spliced from 7 exons. NCBI's taxonomy places the organism in Eukaryota, Metazoa, Chordata, Actinopteri, Characiformes, Acestrorhamphidae. The record is from RefSeq and is a predicted model, not a curated record. The coding region runs from base 120 to 1691 and encodes 523 amino acids.
CCUUCUUUCAGCAGGACAUAAUCUCUCAUUUGAAGCUCUUUCAGUCAGGUAAACUCCACAGGUGAACUCUGAAGGAGCAGAAACACCUGGACGAGGGAGAAGAAGUGAAGCUGUCAGUCAUGGCUUCCUCCAGCAGUCUCCUGUCUGAAGAUGAGUUAAGAUGCUCUAUAUGUUGGGAUGUGUUCACUGAUCCAGUCUCUACUCCAUGUGGACACAACUUCUGCAUGGUCUGUCUCAGAGAGUACUGGAACAGCAGCUCACACUGCCAGUGUCCACUCUGUAAGAGAAAAUUCCCCCAAAGACCUGAACUGUCUAUAAACACCUUCAUCUCUGGACUGGCUGCUCAGUUCCAAAAGUCAGUUCAAAUGAAACCAGUACAAUCUCAGGUCUUCUGUGAUUUCUGUGAUGAGAAACGUGCAGCUCUGAAGUCCUGUCUGAUCUGUAUGGCCUCUUACUGUAAAACUCACCUGGACUCACAUCAGAGAGUCGCUUCAUUAAAGAAACACAAGCUGAUGGAUCCUGUGGAGAACCUGGAGGACUACAUCUGCCAGAAACAUGAGAGACCCCUGGAGCUGUUCUGUAGAGACCACCGGACUCACAGCACUGUUCCUAUAGAGGAGGAGAGUGGAGAGAAGAAGACUCAGCUGGAGAAGACACAGGCAGAAGUUCAGCAGAUGAUCCAGGAGAGACUGAAGAAGAUCCAGGAGAUCAAACACUCUGUAGAACUCAAUAAAAAAAUCAGAGAGAAGGAGGAAGCAGACAGUGUGGAGAUCUUCAGGGCUCUGGUGCGCUGCAUUGAGAGAAGCCAGGCUGAGCUGCUGGAGGUGAUGGAGGAGAAGCAGAAAGCAGCAGAGAGGCAGGCUGAAGAGCUGAUUAAAGAGCUGGAGCAGGAAAUCACUGAGCUAAAGAGGAGAGACACUGAGCUGGAGCAGAUCUCCCACACUGAGGACCACCUCCACCUCCUACAGAUUUACCCGUCCCUCUGCAGACCCCCACACACCAAGAACUGGACUGACGUCAGUGUUAACACUCCUCUGAGUGUGGAGAGUCUGAGGAGAGCUCUGUCUCAGCUUCAGGAACAUCUCACACAGGAGAUGGAGAAGAUUCCUGAGAUCAAACUGAAGAGAAUUCAGCAGUAUGCAGUGGACGUGACUCUGGAUCCUGAUACAGCUCAUCCUUUUCUCAUCCUGUCUGAUGAUGGAAAACAAGUUAAACAUGGAGACAAACAACAGAAACUCCCAGAUAAUCCAGAGAGAUUUAAUACAUAUAUCUGUGUUCUUGGAAAGGAGGGUUUCUCCUCAGGGAGAUUUUACUAUGAGGUUCAGGUCAGAGAGAAGACUAUGUGGACUUUAGGAGUGACCAGAGAGUCCAGCAACAGGAAGGGAGCGGUUACACCCAAACCUGUGGAAGGAUACUGGACUGUGUGUCUGAUGAAUGAAACUGGAUAUUUGGCUGCAGAAUCUUUUCCUGUUCUCCUCUCAUUGAAACAGGCUCCCCAGAAGGUGGGGGUGUUUGUGGAUUAUGAGGAGGGUCUGGUCUCCUUCUAUGAUGUUGAGGUCAGAUCUCAUAUCUACUCUUUCACUGGUCAGUCUUUCACUGAGAAACUCUAUCCAUUACUCAACCCCUGUUUCAUUGAUGGAGGUAAAAAUUCAGCUCCACUGAUCAUCACUCCUGUUCAACAUUAUAAAUAAGGUUUAUUUUCUUCAAUUUAACUGUGGCUCAGCAGUGCAUAACUUAAUCUGCUUCAUCACAAUAAUCAGAUAAAUGGUUCUCUAUUUUUUGACAUGAUCAGAUUAUUUAGGCACCGGAAAAGUUCACUUAAGUUCAGUUGUACAAAGAUAUAAUAAUGAUUAUUACAGGUCCAUUUAAUUAAAUUUAUCAAUGAUCAUAAGAAGAACACUAACCUGUCUGUACUAGUUGAAAUUAAGGUCAUUUCACUGUUAAAAUCACUUUAAAGCCCCUUUUUUUGGUUGUACAUAUUUAUAGUGUUAUGAUUGUUUAAUGUUUUUUUUUAUUUUGUUUCUGAAAUGUUGUUAUAUAUUAAUGAAAUUGAUUUUGUAUGCAAAAAUAAUCAACAUUAAUUUGUUUAUAUCUAUUGAUUGAAAUGAUUAUACACUCCCAGAUGUACAGUAAGGCUACGUUCACAUUACCAAGCUGAAAUGACUCAAAUCUGAUUUUUGGCUCAAUGUGGCUCAAAUCAGAUUUUUUUCAUGGCUGUGUGAAUGUGCCAAUUUUUAUUUCUUUUUUUUUUUUUCAAAUCAAGACUUACGUCAAUUUUAUACGUGGUCCUAAAUCGGAAACGUAUCCAAAUCUGAAUUUGUGCGUCUUUUUGCUUUUAUGCAUGCGCUACAUGCUUCUCUCUUGUACCCACACUGCAUCUCUUGGUGCAGCUGUGCAGCUAUAGCUGCAAAAACAGCAAAAGCAAACUGCCUGGCCAUUUUUCACCUCCUGGACCUGAGCCUGAACUUCAGAGCAGCUGUUUAAUCUCCACUCCAGCCAAAGAUGCUCCACAUUUGAGCUGCUAACUCAUCCAUUUCUCUUUAUAAAGCUACGAGUCUCUCGUCUCUCUAAUAUGAGGGUUUUUUGUUGGUGGUGAAGAAGGAGACGUUUAUACAGGUAUCAAGGCUUGUAAUGUGAACGAAGCCUGUAUGUCCAAAUAUUUGUGGACAUCUUAGUUUAAGUUGCACACCUUGUUGCCAGAUAUGUGCAAAUGCACACACACAGCUUGUCCAGUUCCUGUAUAAGCAGGAACCUAUUAGCACCAUGCCCAAUAUCAUGUGUGGACUAGCGGGAUAUAAAACCCCAGUAUUGAGCUGUGGAACAGUGGAACUGUGUUCUCUGGAAUGAUGGAGCUCCAUCUAAUACCUUUGGAAUCAGUUGAUGAAAACUAAUUCAUGUAUUUCUGAAUGCAAUCAGAUCCUCACAGCAGUGUUUUAAACCGUAGUAAAAAGCAUUUGCAGCUCUUAUUUCAGCUCAGACCUCAUAUCUACACUUUCACUGGUCAGUGUACACUAU